UGACAUGUGUCAUCUGCACCAUGCGACGCGGUAAUAAUAUAAGAAAAAAUUAAUUGUAUUUACAAUUAUAAUUCAGAUCGAUUCAGUGAUUAGCUAUACGUACAUCUAUAUCGCAAAAACAUUUGUCGUGUUUGCCGUUAGAUAUUUCAUUCAUAAAGAGUUGUGAGUAAUGUCUGACGAGAACAGUGAUGACGGUGAUAAAAGUGACUCGGAGAUAAUUAAAGACUGUGAGCAAGAAUUGCAACGAAUGCAAGAAUCACAAGAAUUUAAUUGGAGUGCGGCUGAGGGUAGUAAAGAAAUAAAUAAUAAUCAAAAUUCGAGAGGCAUGAAAAGACUGCGAGACAUUAGUGAAGGAAGUAGUGAAGAAGGUUUUAUUACAGUUACAAGGAAUAGAAAGCUGAAGAGAUUGAUAAGAAGCGAUUCCUUGUCAGAUAAUAAAUCGGUAGAAAGUAUGGAACAAGAGGGCAGUUGUGAAAAAAUUGAGGUAUGUUUAACAUCCGCGGAAGUACUACCUAAGCAAAUGGCCUUAGCGAAGAUGCUUAGAAACGAAAACAUCCUUAACAUUAUGAAGAUUCACUACAAAAAUCCGUACAAGAUAUUUAUUCAAUUCAGUGAUAAAGUACAGGCCGAAAAUCUUAUUAAAUGCGAAAAACUGGCACAGUUAGGAGUGCGAGCUCAAUUAACUAGUGAACUUACUUUAUCAUAUGGAAUUGUAAAAGGCGUAGAUUUAGAAACCUCUGAAAAAGAAUUAUUAGAUUCUUUGACUAGUUCAUUUAAAAUUACGUCAGUUAAAAGACUCAAACGCAUGGAUCCUGAUGGAAAUUGGGUCAAUAGUGAAACUGUUAGAAUAUGCUUUAACAGUCGUUCACGUCCUUCUUUUGUAUUUGCAUACGGCUGCAGAUUCCCAGUAGAACGAUAUAUAUUUCCUGUGAAUCAAUGCUCCAACUGUUGGAAGUUUGGCCACAUUAAAAGGUUUUGUCCUCGUAAAAGUAUCGUAUGCCCUAAAUGCGGUAAUCAUCAUAUGAAUUGUGAAACCAUUACUUUUUCAUGCCCUAACUGUAAAGGUCCUCAUAUGGCCCUGGAUAAAUCCUGUAAGGUGUACUUGAAAGAAAAAGAAAUCCGGUCAAUCAUGGGUGACAAAGAUUUAUCUUAUAAGGAGGCAUAUGAGGUUUUCCUCAGCUUGGCGAAGGAAAAGCACGAGAAUCCUGAAACAGCUAACACAAUAUCUCAAAAGGAGUAUCCAAAAACUGUUGACAACUGUGAGUAUGCAAAUAGACAGUCGCAUAUUAAUACUUAUGCUGAUGUGGUAAGAGAGUCAACGUCUUCGAAUAGAAAAAGUAGUGAGGAGAAAGAAACAGAACAUGACAAGUCUAUCAGGCGUAAAAACGGAAAUACUGCAGGUAAGAAAAAUAGUAAACAACACACAGAUCCUGAUUUUUCUAUCAUAGAAAUUGAAAAUGAAAUUACAGAUAGACAGCAGAGGUUAGGUGAAGAGGUGUCAGAGAAAAAGGAAAAAAAGAAAAAGAAAGUACAAUAUCUUAUGCAAAAAAUUGAAGAAAUAGUACUUUGCGAGAACAAAACUUUUCUGGAAAAAAUCAUUUUUGUGUUUAAAUUUAUUUAUGAAGAGUGUAAGUCAUAUUUUGUGAACAUGUUUUGUGGGGGUGGAGUAUUACAGUCAAUUUUUAAAUUUUUAGAUGGAUAG
Molecule: messenger RNA, 1702 nt
Organism: Spodoptera frugiperda (fall armyworm)
Lineage: Eukaryota; Metazoa; Arthropoda; Insecta; Lepidoptera; Noctuidae
Exons: 1
Coding region: 170-1702 (510 amino acids)
Source: RefSeq, a predicted model, not a curated record